This is a messenger RNA of Pocillopora verrucosa, 3706 nucleotides long. RefSeq lists its product as uncharacterized. The record is from RefSeq and is a predicted model, not a curated record. Lineage: Eukaryota; Metazoa; Cnidaria; Anthozoa; Scleractinia; Pocilloporidae.
AUCCGCCAGUGAUAAUUACAGCUAAAACACGGUAUUUGGGCACAUUCUCGGGUCACUACACAGAGUAAAUCACAUGUGACUCUAAUGAUUUAGUCUUUGGGUUCGGCGACUUGCGGCAAAGGAAGUAAUUCAACUUGUAAUCUUCGCUUGAUAAUUUCCCUUUCUCAGAUCAGGAGUUGGACACGAAUGAUUGAGGGCUGACCACUGACAGAUUGUAUUGUUAGAUGUCACCAUUAUAGCGUUUAGUUCACACAAAAUACUGAGCUUUCUCACGAAUGGAUUUCACUUUGUGUUGUUAUCGCACAUGAGAGACUAUGGAUUUUGUGAAGAACUCUAUCAGAUGUUUGUUUAUGGGCAUAAAACGUGGGAGGCGAAAAAUCUUGGUUUAUGUCCUAAUUAUCGUCACUAUAUGGCACUUCUAUCUCGCCUGCACUGGACUUAUCUUCGGCAAUGACAUCCAACUUAUGCGAAAACCAGAAAUCGUACGUGCUAAUUCAAGAUUCUCUAGAUUAAGAGGAAGAAUAUUUGGAAAUGGCCCCAAAAAUCGUCACGAGGAGCUAAUGGUUGUAAGUUUUGAAAACGGAAAACUUCAUGAACGUCAAAACUACGCAUAUAAAUCUGUGGAAUUAUAUUCUGAAAUUCUUAAACAAAGAGAUGCAGAAAGAUAUAGUGACGACAGAGAACGUUUUUCAGAUUCAAAUUCCCAGAAAAAUAACACCUAUGCAACAGACAGGAAGAACUCGUGCAAGGAGUUAAAUCUACCGAACACAGACAAGAUUCCUUACGGGACUUGUCAGCCUCAUCAAGCCUCUAUGGAUGCAUGUGAAUUUGCAGAUUCCUUGUUCCGUUAUGACCCUUCCUUGUCUCUCUGUAAGACAAACAACGCUGAGAUUUGUACACUGGAAUCUGAUGCUCAUAAUGGAAGGAAAAUACUUAAAGCCAAGUGCAGUAGUCGAGUUUGUGAAGAGGUCGUAAACAAAAGCGAGAAAAACUCUUUGACUUACGGUGCGUACAUUAUAGAUCCCAAUGAAGGUCUUCUGGAAUUGCUUGGGGAAUUUGAAACUGUCUCAGAGCUGGAGAUUCAACUUCCCCGCAUUGCCUAUUUGACUGCUAGAAAGAAAUUCAACUUUUUAUUCGUAAAAUGCUUCAUGAUGUCGAGCAACAAGAGUCUGGUGUCGCAACUCAUUACAGUUCCCCCGCAGGCGACAAUACAAGAGGCCUUUGAACCGCGACAAAGAAAUAGCAUCAACAUAAAUAUUGUUCUGUUAGAUUCCGUCUCUAGAUCACAUUUUUAUCGUUCUCUCCCCAAAACAAUUGAGAUAUUCAGGAAAUUGGCGGGAAGACGAGACAACCCCCAAGCAAGAGUGUUUGAUUUCGAGUUAUUUCAAGCUGUUCAUGGCCACACCACGCAAAAUGAACACGCGCUGUUCACGGGCCAGCUGCUUCCAUCAAAAGAACAGGACGAACAAGAGCCUUCCGACCCAGUGCGCGCGGAUGUGAUGUUUGGACACUUCAAAAGGGCUGGGUAUCAGACCUUGUGGCAAGAAGACCUCUGCUGGUGGGGAAUGUGGGGAUUAAUGGCCGACUUGGUCGCGGAAGACUGGGAGGACCUACAGAUUAAACUGAGUGAAAACUUUAUCGACAGCACAGGUUUGACGCACUCCAGUUGUGAGGUGUUAGGCUCUUUUGGUCUGGAAACACCAUUCAAUGGACCCGAAGGGGAUCAGAUCUGCUUCAACGGCAAGCUACAACACAGCUAUUUUCUCCAAUAUUUAAUAGACAUAUCGAAUACCAUAGCGUCAUCAAGGAAAUCCCGUCCGCUGUUCUCGUAUACUGCUCUGAAUGUUGGACAUGAUGAAACAGGACGCAGGAUUCAAUCUUUGGAUUCUGACCUGGCUCGCUUUGUUUCUGUCAUGGCAAACACUCAAAAUACCCUUACAAUUGUGUUAGCAGAUCAUGGAAAUACCUACACACAGUACACGUCUGAUGUCCUGGAAGGACGCUUUGAAAUGUUCCAUCCAAGCUUGUUUAUGAUUGUACCAAACAAAGUUGCUAGACUUCUGGGACCAAGCGCCAUGGCUGCGCUUGAAGUCAAUCAACGAAGACUGGUGACCAUGUUCAGCUUACACCAUUCCCUUCUGCUGCUAGCUCGGCCGCUGAAGAGAUUGGUAAAACCUUUUGGGUUAUUUACUGCCAUAUCACCCAAUUUAACAUGCAACGAUAUCGAACUGAGGACACCCAAUUUAUGUGUAUGCAAUGGUUGGGACAGCCCCACCACCAACGACUCCUCAAGGAUUUCUCUUGUGGAGUUCGCCGUCGGUGAACUUAAUAACAUGUUACAAGCUGAAUUCACUGAACCUACAAAUGGAAAGGUACAAGCGUAUUCCAUGUUACGCUCUUGUGAGAGACUACGUCCUGUGAGGUUUCAAAACGUGCGGGAACGCAACUCAAAAUUAGACGGAGGACUGAUCACGAGUUUUGACAUUUACUUACGGUCUGGUGACGUUGUUAAACGUAGAGAAGAUAUAUUCCACGUGGAAGUGAAGCACAAGGAAAUGGCAGAUCAGUACUCAAUGCAGAUGGAGCUUAUUAAUUAUGAUCGACUAACCCUAUUUGGAAAGUACCGAGCAUGCGCAGAUGAAGGGGUUCAUCUAAAACUUUGCAUUUGUUCCCAUAGACGGAAGGAAAAGUUGACAGAACUAGAGAGUGUUCCUUGGUUAGAAUACUCUACAAUUUUGUUAAGUUCCCCAAAAACCAGGAAAGUUGGUGACAACGAUUGUUUGGUCCUGUUAAUGAGAAACCAUAGCCUGGGGCAAAGUGUGGCUUUUGAAAUUGCCAACAUUUGUAAUACAGAUAUAUUUGACUUGAGGAUAUCGGCGAACUUUGAAAAUAUGAAGCUCUCCAGACAAGUUCCAUUUGAAGUAAAAGUUCUGCCUGGAAGCAUUAAAUUCUUGUUAUCGGCCCGGAUAGCGGUUGAUUUCUGGAGCACAUUCAUAGAAGUUGACGUGGAUAUAAAUAACAAAGGAGAAAGUUAUCCAUGAUCAUGAAUGCUGGUUUUGGAAUUUUCUCCCAGAUCAGUUCCUUAAACGAUUUGGAUGAACUGCGAGUGCUAGUAUCGCUCUAUGCUCGAGUAUCACGGGAAUGGCAUUACAAUGCGGCCAUUUUAAUUCCCCAAGAAUAAAGAAUUUCGUCACCCGUCCAAAUUCACGUGGUUAGACAGACAGGGACAGUGUUCUAUUAAAAUCAGUAUCUGAUUAGCCUAGUGAGUGGUUCGAGACAUCUGAAUCAAUCACAGAGCUUAUUGAAGCAAAGCCAAGACAAGCAAUGAACAGUCACGACACUCAGUCCAAACUCGCAAACUCGACAACUGCGUUACGGGCCUACACGUGUUGGAAUUUUCCAAAACCUUUCACACAAAUUGUCUUUGUUCAGAAUGGAUCUCAGGACACGUUCAGUUAACGUCUGUUUGACUUUGCAGCAUUCGUAGUAUUCCCUAAGGUCUUAUUUUAGGACUUACUAUUUCAAAAGUAAUUUUAAUAAAUCACUAACGUACGGUAUUACAUGCGGGGUAAGUGGUUCCUUUAGGAAAUUAUGUAUGGGUGGGUUGGAGAUCUCUGAAUAUUUAAAAUGUGAAGAAAAAUUGACCAAGAUUUUCUAUUUAUGAGACAAAAUCGUGCCUUUGCAUUAAAGGUAAACAUUCAUUCAU